Fonsecaea nubica is the source of this 3180-nucleotide messenger RNA. RefSeq lists its product as hypothetical. Gene Ontology annotation, biological process: regulation of DNA-templated transcription. The transcript has a single exon. Gene Ontology annotation, cellular component: nucleolus. Lineage: Eukaryota; Fungi; Ascomycota; Eurotiomycetes; Chaetothyriales; Herpotrichiellaceae. Gene Ontology annotation, molecular function: transcription factor binding; rDNA binding. Bases 1 to 3180 code for a protein of 1059 amino acids. The record is from RefSeq and is a predicted model, not a curated record.
AUGGGGACUGACACGGCGUCCAAAAAAAGGAAAAGAGAAGUCGACGUCGAGCUUGUCAAAGUCUACGAGGACCUGGCCGACAACCAGGAGGAAGUCCGUCUCGCUGCGGCCCAUACGUUGCUGUCCAAAAUCUACAAGCCUGGGAUCACGAGCCAUGAGCAGACCCUGACUAUUUUGAAACGGCUCUUCCGUGGACUUUGCAGCAGUCGCAAAUCUGCGCGUCUCGGAUUUUCUGUCGCCUUGACCGAACUUCUUUCUCAGCUUACAACUGCCGCGGCCGAUUCGUCCGAAAGUGUUGUUUCCCCAUCGGUUGUCAUUGAUAUCCUUGAAGCCCAGACCUUGCCAGAGAAGGGUACUUCUGGCCAGGACGAGCGUGACCACUAUUUCGGGAGAGUUUUUGGUGCUGAUGCCGUUUUGAAAUCGAAAAUCCUUUUCGGCAAGAAAGCGGAUCAAAAUCAAUUCAAGCGCCUGCUCGACAUUAUUUGUGCUUUAGCAAUUAAGAAGCCGUGGCUCCGUCAGGAAUGCGGCUGGGUCCUCUACAAUUGCACGUUGUACGAUUACUACGAGCUGCCACUACCCUUCUCUCUACUCAUCUGUGAACAGCUGGCUGCGAACAAGCUGAUACGUACACCAGAGGGCGUGGCAAUCUGGUUGGCGACAACUAGGCGCUUCCCUAAUGCGAAAUUGCCCAAGUCGGCUUGGAAGAGCGGUCAUCCACUGGCGAAGAAAGACGUGAAUAUCCUUGCCGAUAUCCUCAAAGAUGCGAGGAUCGAACGAGCGGAGGCAGAUGGCGAUCUGAAAUCCCAAGGCACUGCGAGAUGGUCUGCCAAGCUGCAUUUUGCCUGGGAUGUUGUGCUUGCUGAAAUCUUCGGAAAUACGUCGAAACGGCCUGAGAAUGGGAGUGAUGUGAAUAGUAGCAUUCGGAACAAGGAUAAACUACCCUUCGACCUGUUCUGGAAAGUUGUUGUGGAUGAAAGUCUUUUCGCACCUGCAAGCAGCGCGGAGCGGAAAUCCUGGGGUUUCAGUCUAUGGGAAAAGAUCUUCGAAACAGCCCCCCGAGAACUAUUGAACUACACCUUUACAUCGCGAGCGAGUCAUUGUUUGGCCAAUUCCCUCAAGAGCACCGAAAGAUUUCUCCAAAGGUCGGCUCUAAGAUUAACCCAGGUCAUUCAGGCUUGCUUGACCAAUGUUGAGCCCUGGGAUCAACGCGCCAACCUCGCCGGAAUUUACGUUCGGGCACUGUUACAAAGUGUCUCUUUCGGCGACUUUGACCAUAUCACCAAGUCCAAAACUCUACAAAAUCUGUUCGAAGGAGCAACCUGGGAUGUGUUAGAGGGCAUCAGUUCUGCUUUGACCGACCUUCUGACUAGCUCUCAUGAGCAGGACACGAAGUCGACACUUUUGCAACAGAAAGGGCUUGUAAAUCUGCAGUGGAAGCUACUCUCAGCAAGGCUCCGCCGCUGGGAACAGCUCCAAAUAUCACAAGUUGACACCAUCGACGACAAGGAGAAGGCACUUAUCUCCGGAGUACUUCAGUUAUGGCUCAGAGAAGUCUGCAUAUCGCCAACUUGGGCGAGCUCGCAGAACCUCAACCGUGAUAUGUGGCCGAAACUGCUGCCAGAGGUUCGUGACUUUGUAAAGGAGCGUCUGAGCUUGUCCUUUGAGCAAGCCCUCAAACUUGGGCCUCUGGGAUGUUGGUUGUUGAAGCAUGUGAUCCUCCACAUUCGCGAGUUGGAGGUCCUCGACAUCCAGAUGACUGCUGCCUUUGAGGACGACGUUAAGGCUAUCGUGGAGACAGCGUGGCAAAGCUUGGCAGAUAUUCCGAUUAAUACUCAGACAGUCUCGACAGCCAGCCGAGCCGCAGCAAAGGCAUCGAAGACAUCGAAAACGCCCACACGAACGGCACUGUCGUCAUCUGAGGGAUUGUGUCUGCUCUAUGCCUUAUUGCUAUUCCAAAUCUACAGCGGAGAGAUAGAGGCUGUGCAGAUCUUACAGGAAGUGCUUGAAAACUGGGGUCGACGGAAAGAUAAUCAGAAAAGCAAGGUUCCGACUGACAGUGGACAAGAGUCUGCCGACGCGAUCAUGGAGAUUCUCCUCAGCUUCUUAUCAAAGCCGUCCAAGUUCUUGAGGCGUAUCACUGUCCAGAUCUUUGAUGCUUUUGCCCCCUCUAUUACCGCCACUGGCCUGGAAUCCAUGUGCCGCAUUCUUGAAACCAAAGAAAACCUUCGGGGACAACAAGAAAUGUUCGAAGCCGGAGAUAUUGGGGAUGAAGGCGAGGAGCACCUUGCCUCCGACUCUGAAAUGGAAGACCUAGAUUCGGACGUCGAAGUCGGUUUUGUUUCGGAGUCUGGCGAAUCUUCCGAAAAGGAGGAUUCUGCUUCGACAUCGACAUCCGAUGAUUCUGCGGAAACUUCAGAUGCCGAAUCUGCAGACUCUCAGGAGUCAGCGGACGAUGAGGCCGAAGAUGAGGAGCUUGCGGCGUUCGAUGCACUGCUUGCAUCUGCGCUUGGCACAAGACGGCUCAAUGAAGGCGAUCUCAACGCUGCGUCAGAUAAUUCUGAAUCCUCUUCCGACGCAGAUAUGGAUGACGAUGAAAUGAUGCAACUGGAUUCCAAGCUCGCAGAAGUCUUUCGUGCGCGAAGUGAACAACAGUCAAAGAACAAAAAAAACGAAGCGAAAGAGGCAAAGGAGACCAUUGUCAAUUUCAAGAAUCGCGUGCUCGACCUUAUCGACUCGUAUCUAAAGCACCAGGCACAAAAACCACUGAGCUUGGACUUGAUACUUCCUCUUCUCAGGCUUGUGAGAACCACGCCAACCAAGCAACUGGCCAACCGUGCUUGUAGCAUUCUGCAGCAGUUCUGCUCACGGUGCAAAGGACCCAAUGCCCCCGAGCUACUGGACGACUCUUCCCGCGAGCAUGCCAUUGAGAUCCUUAAGUUGAUCCACGAGGAAGCGGGCAUGGAGUCGUCACAUGCGCACUCCAACGCAGCAAGUCUGUCGAGUAUUCUUGUUGCAAAGGCUCUCGUAAGAGCCAGUCCAUCCGAUAUCAAAAUAGUUGUGGAGAUAUACGCGUCGACAAGAUUAAGGCAACUAACGGACAAGAAAUGCAGAAUUGUGUCGGGCUUCUUCACCGAUUGGAACAAUUGGUGCCAAAGUAUCAGAGCGAAGCUAGUGGAGUGA